Messenger RNA from Cotesia congregata, 3795 nucleotides. Lineage: Eukaryota; Metazoa; Arthropoda; Insecta; Hymenoptera; Braconidae. The record is from the annotation of a GenBank genome assembly.
AUGUACCGAUUGUUAAAAAUACCCCAAGUUCAUUUGAUGUGUGUGAGCAAUUCAUCUCAAGUUUAUUACAAUUCAGCUAUUAAAUUGUGUUCUUACUGCAGGCUAGAACAUUCUAUUCACUCAACAAAAAAAGGAAUUUUACAAAUACGACUUCAGUCGACGAUAAAUACUGUAUUAGUACCAUCAAUACCAGCCAAAGUUAAACGUAAGCCGAAAAAAUAUACAGAAUUAUUAGAAGUUACAGACAGCAAUGUAAAUAAUCGAAAAGCGGCAAUUCGUAAAAUGAAUGCAUCACAUUUAUCAUUAUUAGUUGAUAAGAAUGGAAACAAACAAUCAAAGCGAUAUGAUAAAAAUCCAAGUGAAAAAAAUCCAAUUUUACUCUCGACUACAUCUCCGAUAGAUAUAAAUCAUGAUCAUCGAAUUCAACUUAACGAUGUAGAUAAUCCCCACGAAGAAUUAGGAAUAAUGGAAGAUUUACAAUCAUCUGGAAUUUCAGACUCGGCUUCGUUAAUUAAAAAUAUUUCUACUUUAGACGCAAUACCGGAAGAGCACCUGAAAAAUGAAUUUGAAGAUGAAGAACAUGAAGAAGGGAUACUUCAAAAUUCCAAAACUAACAAACGUAAGUCGACUAAAGCUCUUCAAAAAGAAUUAAAAUUGAAGAAAGAGUUGGGCAAGUGGCAAGUCGCUAAGCAUCAAAAUGAGCUGGAAAGUACAGUAAGGGCAUUGAAGGCAUACUUGAAUGUUUGUCUCAACUGUAAUAUGAUGGGUCGUGCAUAUCAUACUGUAAUGCACUAUAGAAAUAGAUCGCCUCAGAAUCACAAAAAAGUCCGCGAAAUUUUAAUUUAUAAUAUUUUGCUGCAAGCCUAUGCGUCGAGAGGUCAGUAUUCGAAAGUUCAUGACUUGAUGGAAGUUAUAAGAAAAGACCAAUUGGUACCUAAUGCACAAACCUAUGCUGCAGUCUAUGAGUGCUUUGGAAAUAUUAAUGUUAAUCUUAAUAAAAUGCAAUUUUUAAAUAAAAUGUAUGAAAAAAUGAAGAAGAGUAAUAUAACAUUUGACCAAGUAUUAAAAGAAUCAAGAACGAAAGUUAAUCAAUAUAAGAAUGUGCUCAGAGGAAUUUCAUUAAUAGAUCCAAAUUUUGUACCAAAAAUAGAAACUGAAAAUGAAUCUUAUAGUUGUCAAUUAGUGAAAAAAAUUACACCAGAAACUGCAACUCAUAAUAGUCCUGCGGGAGGUUUGAUGGAAUUACCUGACUUGAUGGACAGAUUUGCCAGUCAAAUCAAGUCUGAAAUGGAUGGUCAUGUUAUAAUUGAAAGUAUUGCAAAGAUUGACACCUCUCAUUCAACGGUAUCAUCUUAUAGAAAAGAAAUCGAAAAGCUUGAAGAAAAUUGGAGAAACGACAUAUCUUUGGCCUUUGAUCGUGAUUUAAAGGCUUUAAAAAAAAAAGAAUACCACCCGAUUCCAAGUGAAAUGGUUCUGUACCCAUAUUUAUGUGUACUGAACAAGGAAGAAUAUGUAAAUGCGGUCAUGCACGAGAUUCGUAAGCUAGCAAAUGGAUCAGAAUCUUUUAGCCCGUCUUUUAAUUUACUCCGUAAGCGACUAGGCAAAUUCAUCAACGACAAAUAUGACAUUUUAAUAAAAAAACAAUCUAAAUAUCCCGAAAUAUUGGGCAAUGUUUAUUCAAAGUACGGUCAAUGGUACUUGAGCUGUACAAAUGGACAAAACAGUCGUGAGAAUUGGCACAAAAUAUCUCAAGAAGUAUCCCCGAAUUUCAGUCUAGAAUUGGAAUUAUCUCAAUGGCCGACAAAUUUAAGCCGUCAGAUUGGAAAAUUUCUGUACAAAAUAAUUCUUAACGACGUUAAAAUAGACACCAACAGUACAAGAUUAGACCGCGACUCCCAAGAUUUACGUCCUGCAUUUUACAUAGUAUGGCGACACAACAACCGCAAGCACCUAGUAAAGGAAGUAAAACCUCACCCUACAUUAGCUAAAAUUUAUCGAGGGUCAAAUCCUGAAACUCUGAGUUUCGAGACAAAUUUAUUGCCAUCAGAAUGUCCUCCUCGUCCGUGGUCAUCAAUCCACAGUGGUGGAUACCAGCUGCUCAAGUCGGACGUGAUUAGAGUUCCUCUGUUCGCUAUUGAGCAGAUAAAGCGCCUGGAAGUAACACCACCGAGACAGCUGUGGCCUGCUCUGGACUGUUUGAACCAGCUGGGGUCAGUUCCUUGGAACAUCAACAAGCCGGUGCUCGACCUGGCGAUUAAAAUCUUCCGGGAGGGAGGUUCUGUUAAAUUAAACGUGCCUCAACCUCCAUCAGUCCUAGGUUCAGGGCCGCUGUUGAGCCAAGACUCGACUCCGAAUGAGAGAAUCAACUCCAGGAGAGCUCAGAUGGAACUCAAUCGUAAAAAAAGCGAGAUGUACUCUUUGUGGUGCGACGCGCACUAUCGUUUGUCUUUAGCUAAUCAUUUUAGAGAUAAAAUAUUCUGGCUGCCUCAUAAUAUGGACUUCCGAGGCCGUGUCUAUCCAGUACCGCCACAUCUAAGUCACCUGGGCUCUGAUUUAGCUCGCUCGAUCAUGAUCUUCGCGCUAGGAAAGCCCCUGGGUCCGCGAGGCCUAGAUUGGCUGAAGAUUCACACCAUUAAUUUAACUGGAUUUAAAAAAAGAGAAUCUAUUGCGGAGAGGCUGAGAUACGCUAAUGAAAUUUUGGACAAAAUAAUUGACAGCGCUGAAAAGCCACUUGAUGGAGAAAUGUGGUGGGCGACCAGUGAUGAGCCCUGGCAAACUCUGGCUUCUUGUAUGGAAAUUGCUGCUGCUUUGAAGACGCCUAAUCCUGAAGAGUAUGUUUGUAGAUUUCCUAUUCAUCAGGAUGGAAGCUGUAAUGGGCUUCAGCAUUAUGCAGCACUGGGGAGAGAUCAAAUUGGAGCUGAAAGUGUCAACUUGUUCCCCAGAGAUAAACCUCAAGAUGUUUAUAGUAAUGUUGCGGCUAUGGUUGAUAAACUUAGGGCUGUCGAUGCGGAGAAUGGGUUGGAGAUAGCAAAGAUUUUGGAGGGGUUUGUUAAGAGGAAAAUUAUUAAGCAAACUGUUAUGACCACGGUAUAUGGGGUUACUAAAUUUGGCGCUCGGCUGCAGAUUGCUCGCCAGUUAAAAGACCUCGAUGAUUAUCCACAAGAUAAAGUUUGGCCAGGUAGUUUGUAUCUGGCACAAAAAACCUUUGAAAGUUUAAGAACAAUGUUCGAAAGUGCAAGACAAAUUCAAGAUUGGUUCACUGAUUGUGCUCAAGUAAUAACGACAAUUAAUGGAAAGAACAUGGAAUGGGUUACUCCUUUAGGUUUGCCUGUGAUUCAACCCUACAGCAAAGUGCUUCCUUCCAGAAAUAAAUUCACGGAUAUUGCGACUGAUUUACUUCUGAAACCUAAUACGUCAAAACAAAAAAACGCAUUCGCUCCAAAUUUUAUCCAUUCAUUGGAUUCAUGUCAUAUGAUGUUAACGAGUUUAAAUUGCGAACACACUGGAAUAUCUUUUGUAUCAGUACAUGAUUGCUAUUGGACUCAUCCCUGCAGCGUCGAAAUCAUGAAUAGGAUUUGUCGCGAACAAUUUGUAGCUCUUCAUUCAGAACCAAUUCUUCAGGACUUGUCAAAAUAUUUCAUUGAUAAAUUUACUUGUGAUGAAAAGAAAAUAGACGCGGAUAAUCUUGAAGAAAUUUUAUCGAAAGAAAAAUUACAUCGUACAUUAUCCAAUGUUCCGAAAAGAGGAACAUUUGACCUUAAAAAAGUUUUAGAUUCAACUUAUUUCUUCUGCUGA